AUGUCGUUUAUUCCUCCUCAGGACCCACUGCCUCCCUACCCCGCAACACCGAUUGGACCGCAACCCUACGCUCCGCCACCGUACCAGCCACCGACGAUUGGCUCUGCCUGGGGCUCCUCUCCCAGUGGACCCGGAAACCCAGGGCUGCCCUAUCCAGCAACAGCACCUGGAGCCCCAAAUCCCAACACUGGUAGUGGUUGGAACGCACCCGCUCCACCCUACCCGCCCAAAUGA
This is a messenger RNA of Spirometra erinaceieuropaei, 234 nucleotides long. NCBI's taxonomy places the organism in Eukaryota, Metazoa, Platyhelminthes, Cestoda, Diphyllobothriidea, Diphyllobothriidae. The record is from the annotation of a GenBank genome assembly.